Molecule: messenger RNA, 2002 nt
Organism: Mytilus trossulus (common blue mussel)
Lineage: Eukaryota; Metazoa; Mollusca; Bivalvia; Mytilida; Mytilidae
Exons: 2
Coding region: 257-2002 (581 amino acids)
Biological process (GO): DNA recombination; DNA integration
Molecular function (GO): DNA binding
Source: RefSeq, a predicted model, not a curated record
GGCUUUUGAUUGGCUGUUAAUUAAUUAUGACAUCAUUGAUCGUUUAACAUUGUUACUGCCAGGUCUUGUGUCUUAUCAAAGUUUAUACAGAGUUUAUAUACAACAUUCUAUAUUUUAUUACAACUUAUUUACACUAUUGACAUUAUUAUCAUCAUUCGAUAUUUUUACGUUUUCCAAGGAUAUAACUGUUCUCAGAUUAUUUGCGAAGUGGAAUUUAUUAAAACAUAAACACUCGGACAUUGACCUUUCAGUGAUCAUGGCCGAUCGCCGUGCACCUCGUUUCAGACAGAGGUCUAAUCAGUGGAACAGUUCCGACCCAGCUAACUGGACUGCUAACAAAUUGAAAGUUGAAUUGGAAAGUAUUAACAUUUUUGUACCUGUUUCUCUGGGAAAAAACAUGCUUAAGAAGAUUUACAUGGAUAACAUCGCGCGUAGGAACAUCGCCCCAGCUGACCAACAGAUGACAGGCAACACCUCACAGACAUCAGCAUCAUCAGACAUUGCACCAAGUACAUCUACUGCUGAUGCAAGUUCUAAUUUGAACUCAGUUACAAUUGCCAGUUCUAAUCAAGCUCCCGAUCAAAGAGAUUUAACCUCGGACAGCGGAAGUAAUUCGGCUAGGAGCAGAUCCGUUACAGAACCGCGGAUUAAUUUCCAGAGUGGAACGACCGGAUCUACGUCAUCCAAUAUGGCGGCGCCCAGUGCCAAUAUCAACAAUGAAGUUAUGACAGGGAUGUUAAAUUCAAUGCAGUCCAUGCAAGGAACGAUGCUGGGUUUACAGCAGACAGUUAUUAAAUUAAUUAACAUCAAUGACAAACCAGUAACCGUUGGCGUUGAGGAUAACAACCUCAGCACUGCAUACGCAGCCAUGGGAAACAACGAUCCCGGUCCAAGGCCAAGCACCAGUGCAGGAGCUGAAUCUCCAUGUAGCCAGGCUUUCCCAUUAAAUGAUAAACAAAUUUCGUCGCCUUGCAAAAGAAGCACAGGAGGUUCCAUGCAAAGUUCCUCCUCCUCAACUUGUGUUAUGGAGCUCGACACCGUAGUUAGCCAGUUGUGGGAGGCAGCAAUAUCUACAGGCACAAGAAAAACUUAUGAAACUGGUUUUAGAUCAUACACUUCUUUUUUGUUAUUAACUGGUGUUGUUGCUUUAAUAUUGCCUGGCUGUGUACCAGUCAAUGAACAGUUAUUAUUACUUUUUGUUGCUUAUUGUACAAGUAGACUACAUAUAAGUUAUAGUACUAUUAAAUUGUAUUUGUGUGGUAUUAGGUUCAAAUGUUUAGAACUUAACAUAAAUUAUCCUGAUUUAACUAAGUUAAGACGACUCAAAGCUAUACUGAAUGGAGUAAAGCGUACUUAUAAAACCAAUCCUAAACCAAGGUACCCUAUAUCUUUUGAUAUUUUACAGAAAGUCUGUCUCUGGCUGCGCCAGGACAGUAGUUAUGAGAAUUUAUUAUUAGAAACUAUGUGUACAGUUGCAUUUUUUGGUUUUUUAAGAUGUGGUGAAUUCACAGUUGAUAGUUGUGGAAAUUUUGAUCCAGCUUUUAAUUUAUGUAUUUCAGAUAUUACUAUUCUAAGCGACAGUAUACAUCUUAAGCUUAAAAUUUCUAAAACAGAUCCUUUUAGACAAGGUGUGACUAUUAAACUUUUUGAAACAGGUACUGAGAUUUGCCCACAUAGGAUAUGCUGUUUGUAUAUGAAUAAUCGCUUUCAAAGGAAUCCGUCUCCUGAAACUCCAUUGUUUGUCGAUUUAACUGGGGCUGCUGUCACCAGAGCUAAAUUCCUCUCUUUAUUCAAACAUGCUUUAGAUAUUUUAGGUAUUGACUCUACCUAUUACAGUGGCCAUUCUUUUCGUAUAGGGGCAGCGACAACUGCCGGUUCAGUUCAGGUUGAAGACCACUUGAUAAAAGUUAUGGGAAGAUGGUCUUCAGAUGCUUACUGUAGAUAUAUAAAAAUUUCAGAGUCUGACCUGAAAAGAGCUCAAAAUUCUUUAGCAAAGAAUUGA